This is a messenger RNA of Cottoperca gobio, 2250 nucleotides long. RefSeq names its product desmin a (gene desma). The transcript has 10 exons. The record is from RefSeq and is a predicted model, not a curated record. Gene Ontology annotation, biological process: intermediate filament organization; skeletal muscle organ development. NCBI's taxonomy places the organism in Eukaryota, Metazoa, Chordata, Actinopteri, Perciformes, Bovichtidae. Gene Ontology annotation, molecular function: structural constituent of cytoskeleton. Gene Ontology annotation, cellular component: intermediate filament; sarcolemma; cell-cell junction. The coding region runs from base 92 to 1525 and encodes 477 amino acids.
CUUCGUUUCUCUCACAGUUGCCCAGUGGGACAGUAUCAGCACCUCAAGCGGCUCCAUCAAAACCACAAGACAACCCAACAGUGAACCAGCCAUGAGCAAGUCUUAUUCCUCCUCGGCCCAGACGGCCUCAUCCUACCGUCGCACCUUCGGCUCAGGCGUCGGGUCAUCCCCAAUGACCUCCAAUUUCUCCUCUGGAGGAAGUGGUCGCCGCUCCGCUGCAAGCCACAUGUCUUCCCGAGUCUAUGAGGUCAAGAGCACCGGUGCUCCCUCCUAUUCCAACUUCCGGGUAUCGUCUGGUGCAGGGGGAGCAGGGUACGGCUCCUCUUCAGCCAUGCGCACCUAUGCUGGCGAGAAACUGGACUUCAACCUGGCUGAUGCCAUGAACCAGGACUUCCUCAACACAAGGACCAAUGAGAAGGCCGAGCUUCAGCACCUUAAUGAUCGCUUCGCCAGCUACAUCGAGAAGGUGCGUUUCCUGGAGCAGCAGAAUGCAGCGCUGACGGUGGAGAUUGAUCAGCUGAAGGGCCGCGAGGGGCCCGGCCGCGUGGCUGAGAUGUAUGAGGAGGAAAUGAGGGAGCUGAGGAGGCAAAUAGAGGCCAUCUCCAACCAGAGCGCCCGCGUGGAGGUGGAUAGAGACAACCUGGCUGAUGACCUGCAGAAACUGAAACUCAGACUGCAGGAGGAGAUCCACCAGAAGGAAGAAGCUGAGAACAGCCUUUCUGCCUUCAGAGCCGAUGUUGACAAUGCCACUCUGGCCAGGCUGGACCUGGAGAGACGCAUUGAGAGCCUGCAAGAGGAGAUUGCCUUCCUCAAGAAGAUCCAUGAAGAGGAGAUCCGUGAGCUGCAGAGCCAGAUGCAGGACACUCAGGUGCAGGUCCAGAUGGACAUGUCAAAACCCGACCUGACUGCCGCUCUGAGGGACAUCCGCGCGCAGUACGAGGGCAUCGCCGCCAAGAAUAUCUCAGAGGCUGAAGACUGGUACAAGUCUAAGGUGACUGAUCUGAACCAGGCUGUGAAUAAGAACAAUGAUUCACUGCGUAAUGCCAAGCAGGAGACCAUGGAGUACAGGCACCAGAUCCAGUCCUACACCUGUGAGAUCGACUCACUCAAGGGCACCAACGAGUCUCUGCUGCGCCAGAUGAGAGAGAUGGAGGACCGCAUGGGCCGCGAGGCUUCUGGUUACCAGAAUACCAUCACACAACUGGAGGAAGACAUUUCUAAAAUGAAGGACGAUAUGGCUCGUCACCUCAGAGAGUACCAGGACCUCCUCAAUGUGAAGAUGGCCCUGGAUAUUGAAAUUGCCACUUACCGCAAACUGCUGGAGGGAGAGGAGAGCAGGAUCACUACCAGUAAGCCUUCCCAGUCUGCUUAUUCCUCUAUUGGAUUCAGAGAGACCAGUCCUGAAUCCCAGAACCAGCGCUCCUCAGAGGUUCACUCCAAGAAGACUGUUCUCAUCAAGACCAUUGAAACCCGCGAUGGAGAGGUUGUCAGUGAGUCCACACAGCACCAGCAAGACAUCAUGUAAACCGGAAAAAGCAAUAUUAGAAACAUUAUAUAUAAUUAAAAAAUAAGGAAAUAGUUAAAAUAUGGACAUUUUCCUACCACAAUUUAUAAGAUGAGCCUGUUAGAGACAGAAUGCUGACCAGUUCAGCUGAUUUAUGUAAACACAACAUAAUAUAAGUGAAUGCGACUGGUCUUUACACAAUGUACUGUUUACAUCAUGAACAGGAUAGAUGCAGUAUUAAGGCACAAUGCACGACCUUUAGCUGGGUUAUAAGAAAAGGUCAUUCAAAGAAUUACGCUUUAUUUGUGUUCAUUUCCUUUAUCUAAAACAUUUGUCGUAUCAUGUCUACAAAAAUAAUGUAUUGGCAAGAAUAGGGUUUCAAAUGAACAACUAGGCUUGGUGUAGCUGUAUUGGACCAGUAUGCACAGGGAGGUGGAUCAAUGGGCCUGAAACACCAUGGUCACAAGUAAUAUUGUAACUGUACUUUUCACUGCACAUAUUCCAAGCCUUUUCUGUGCAAAUGUAUAAGUAUAUGACUUGAUUAAGAAGGGCUUUUAUUUGUGUAACUGAUGUAAGGAACGUGAGAUGUUGUGUCACAGAAACACAAACACAUAAUGAAAGAGGAGCUCAGUCAUGUUUGAAGUUUGAGCUCAAUAGCACGUGCUGGGUGUUUGAUUGUACGAGGGUGACCAUGUGAUGCUGCUUAACUGUGGCCAAAAACUCAAAUAAAGACAUUUGUUACCAUC